GCGGCGGCAGCGGCGUGGGUACAGGAGCGGAGCGGGUACAAUGCAGCUCGGCGGCGCAGCGCUGCUGCUGUGCGCGGCGGGGCUGGCCGCGGCCCCCGCGCCGGCACCGGGGGCCGGGGCCGAGCGGCGGGCGGCGGCGGGAGCCGGGCGGGAGCGGCGGGUGCAGUUCGCCUCCUGGGACGAGGUGAACGUGCUGGCCCACGGGCUGCUGCAGCUGGGGCACGGCCUGAAGGAGCACGUGGAGCGCACCAAGGGACAGCUGCGGGAGCUGGGCGGGCGGCUGAGCGCCCACAACAGCUCCCUGGGGCGGCUGCUGCGGCAGGCGCGGGAGGCGCAGGAGCGCGGCGAGCGGCUGCGGGGCAGCGUGCGGGAGCUGGAGGGCCGCGGCCGGCAGCUGCUCAAUCUCUCCGAGGCGCUGCGGCAGCGGCUGGAGGAGGUGGCGGCUGACAAGGACGCGAUCCAGGGCCGGCUGGAGCGGCUGGAGGGCCGGGUCCGUCUGGCGCUGCAGGCGCGGCCGGCUGGGAACCAGAGCGCCCGGGACCUGGGGGCGCUGCAGUCCCUGAUGGAUGCUCAGAACCUGCGGAUCGAGGAGCUUCUGCAGAAAAUCAAGCAGCAGCAGUACAAGCUGGACAAGCAGAAUCUGCAGAUUAAAAGCCUGCAGAGCAAGGUCAAUCUACUAAUUCCCCUACACCACAACAAAACACAGUCUCCGAAGUGGAAGAUAAACCUGAAAAAGAGCCUCAACAUCACCAACCAGAGUCAGAAUGGCAGUGGGGAGUCCGUGCAGACACAGAAGCUCCCAGAGGGUUGCCACCAGCUCUUCCUGGCUGGGCAGCAAAGCAGUGGCGUUUUCCAGGUGCAGCCUGCAGGAUCUCAGCCUUUCAAAGUCUACUGCGACAUGAGUGCAGAGGGUGGCUGGACAGUGAUCCAGAGACGCAUGGAUGGCUCUGUGGACUUUGACCAGCUGUGGGAUGCCUACAAGAAUGGCUUUGGAGACCUUCAUGGUGACUUCUGGCUGGGCCUGGAGAAGAUACAUCACGUUGUCCAAGAGGGAAAAUACAAUCUCCUGAUUGAGCUGGAAGACUGGGAGGGGAAUUCCCAGGUGGUUCAGUUUGUCUUCAGUCUUGGUGGUGAGAGCACAGCCUACACACUCAACCUGCUGGGGCCUCUGUCUGGAGAGCUGGAAAAUGCCAUUGGGGAAUUCAGGCAGCUGCCCUUCUCCACUCGGGAUCGUGACCAUGACCUUAAAGCUGACACAAACUGUGCCAAACACCUCUCAGGUGGCUGGUGGUUCAGCACCUGUGGCCAUGCCAACCUCAAUGGGAAAUACUUCCGCUCCAUCCCACGGCAGAGGCACGAGCGCAAGCAGGGCAUCUUUUGGAAGACAUGGAAGGGCAGGUACUACCCCCUGAAGUCAACCGUCAUGAAAAUCCAACCUGCAGCACUGGAAGCAGAGCCCUAAAGUUGCUACUUGAGACUUUCUUUGUGGAGCAUGGACCUGAGCUCCAUCACUCGGUGUUUACAGAAAACAACCUCCCCUUCCUUGGUUAGAAGCCCUUUAGAGGCAUGACACUGCUCCUCGCUAAAAGUAAAACAGCUCCACGUUGCCAAAACCCCUGGAUGGGAGCUCCCAAACCUGAAGAGGAGCCCCAAGUGGGAGAUCCACCUCCAGAGCAUACACAAGGGUCUUCUAACCCGCCAUGUGCUGCUGUGGGAAGUUCAAAUUGUCCGGUGCUUUCUAUCCUGUCUUAACAUUUCUGUACUGUGUGGAUGAGCUGGGCCUGGGGCAGGUGGGGCAUGUGAAGUGUCUCACUGCUCUGGACCACAGCACUGGUUAUGGAGCCUUGCUAUGUCCUGUCUUUCACUGUUGUUCCCAAAUGAUGUUCCAUGUACCCUCCUGUGAGAGCCCCUGGAGCCUCCUUCCUGUGUGGAGGAUGGGGGCAGUGAGCCUCAGGCAGCUCCAUCUGUGCAGCCCCUGUCCCCUGCAGUGCAGGGCUUGGUGGGUGGGCUGAGGUUGACCUGUGCAGAAGGGGAACAACAGAGGCUCACUUGCCUUCCCUUUGAAGACCUGUACUUCUAGCUUAGCUGGAAUUUGCUGGGAGCUGGGAAAACUGCUUCCAGCUCUAAGGUUGAUGGGUGAAAUCCUGCAGCUGGUUGCCUGAGGGGCCAGGUCCUGGGGAACUGUGUGUGGAGCCUGCCAGUGCUGCUGGGGGUGGGUAGGAUGAGCAGUGGAACAGAGCAGGGACUGUCCCUGGGUUGGACCAGCCCUGAUGUCACUGUCAGCCCCCCAGAAGUAGGGGCUGCCUUCUUCCACCAGACACGUUCAUGCUUUGCAGAGUGACUGGACCUGUCCCACAUGUGUGUCCCAGUGUACUACAAGACGAGGGGACAGCAGGGUUUCUCCACAAGAGCCACAGAGCCACACUUAAUCAUGUGUGUACUGUGAUGUAUGGCAUUACCUCUGUCUUUGGGAUGGAUGUCUGGGGAGAGGUGGCCAAAACAGGUCCCUGAAAACUUACAGGCCAAGCUGCAGUCUUGGGGCUUCCCAAGCAUCCUGCCCUAUUGAAGUCAUAUUGACUACUCUGCUAGAGCUCCUAGCUGCUAAAUACUGUACAUAGUUGUUUGUAGGAUGUUGGACCUUGUUGAUGAAUUCUGUUUCAAUUUGUUUUCAUAUUUAAAUGCAGUGUUAAUAACAAUGUGGUGUAAUUUAUAAAUGUUGAUGCUGGAAAGGAAAGCAAGUGUAGUUUGUGUAUUUUAAACUUUUUUUGUACUAAAGUAUCUUUUCUGAAGAUGUCUUUUAAUAAAAACAAGC
This is a messenger RNA of Prinia subflava (tawny-flanked prinia), 2812 nucleotides long. It is a transcript of the gene ANGPTL4, whose product is annotated as angiopoietin like 4. Gene Ontology annotation, molecular function: enzyme inhibitor activity. Lineage: Eukaryota; Metazoa; Chordata; Aves; Passeriformes; Cisticolidae. The coding region runs from base 41 to 1462 and encodes 473 amino acids. The record is from RefSeq and is a predicted model, not a curated record. Gene Ontology annotation, biological process: triglyceride homeostasis. The transcript has 7 exons.